UCUGGUUCUCAGUCAUUUCCUCACUAUUACAUAUGAAACUUCUAUGCAAUGAGUGCAAGUAAUUACUACUUUUAUCAUUAGAGAGAGGUGAAAGAUACCAAACACUACAACAUAGGGGAAAACAGUGUAAGAAAGCCAUGUAGUAGAGUGUGGACUUUUACUUUGAAGGAGCACACAGCCAAAAAAUUAUCUACACAUGUAAAACACUGAUACACAUAUUCAUUGUCACAGUCUUGUUCACAAUCUAGAGAACUAUACAGUAGCCCUACAUUAAAUAUACAAGAAAGAAGUGAUAAUAUAAGUGAUAAUGGAUAAAAAAAAAAAUUAACAUCAGCUACAGACAAAGAUGGAGUGGAACAUAAAGCUCUUUGUGUGAAAACAUUCACUGUUCUGUUCAGAGUCUCUGUGCAAGCGUCUUCCUCCUCAGUCUGACACUAAAAGAUAACAUCAUCCACUUGUGUUUCUUGCUGAGUGACAGUAUGCACACUGUUGUCUGUGAUAUAUUUGUAUGUGACAGGUUGGAAAUGCUGACGCACAGACUCUCCAGGUCUGAUAAGAUGUUUUAUGAUCAUUAAGGUACUAAAUAUUUUUUCCUUCUGAUCAACUCAUAUUUUACUUUUGCUCUGUGCAUAUGUAUGGGAUGCGUACGUGGUGUGUGUGUGUGUGUGUUUGUGUGUAAAGGGCAGACAGUUCAAGGGGAAUUUGAUCCUACAGCCCACCAUGGGGCAGCAGACAUGCUCUGUAAAAAAUGACAUUUACCCCUGUAAGAGAUUUCAUUUUGCAUUAAAACAGAUACGAGUGGUUCAGAAUUUUCAAUAAAUGGUUUAAAGGCCAUAAUGCCAUUUCAGAUGUCUCAUCAAUGUGCCUAUAUGCUAUAUAAAUACAUCAGAUUUGAGACUAACUCAUAUUAUAAUGAAGCACAUUUCAUCACUUGGAAGCAAAUGAAGUAUGUGCCGCUAAAACUGCUCUGAAAUGACCAGAAAAUGACUGUAGGAUCAUGUGUCCUGCUGUCACUGAGCUCCUUGUUAUUUGCUGAGCAUGCUAGGAUCUUGUUCCACCAGGAUUUAUAUUUGCGUCUCCCUCACUCCUCUCAACAAACUCACUGCCUCAACAAAAUGAAGCAAGCAAGAGCCUCCUUUUAACCUUCUACGGGAAGGAAUGCAUGGUCAAUUCAUAUUAGUGUGUGCUUUAUCCGCCACUAAACAAUUUUCAACAUAAGGCCACAUGCUUUCUGUCACAAAUCAUAUACUGGUGGUGUGGAAGAAGGAGGACCCCUCCACUUUCUAGGAAGGUUCACACAACUGAUGUCGUGCCCUGGUCCUAAAGCAGGUCAGUUCAGCAGCAACUUUUUUGAAAAUCCUGAUAAGAUAAUGCUUUUAAAGCAUGAAACAGGUGUGUGAAAUAUCUUGAAAUGGCCAUAAAGAUGUAUACUGAAACAAUUUGAAUUAGUAAAUCAGAAUACAUGGUAAAGGUGCUUGUAGAGCUUGGGAUUUUUUUUCAGUAAAGGGCAGUUGUCCUGCAGCAGGUGUACAGUUAUCAUUUUGCUAGUCCACCUAUUUGUUUUCAGUUAAUGCCAAUAAUAUUUGUAUAUAUUAUAAUGAAGGCAAAUAUAAAUUCAUACAAUUUUAUGCUUAAUUCCUCCAUUAUGAAAAGCAAUGAAUUGGGCAUAAACAUCUAAUAGAACUGAGUAUAAACCUUUAUGAAGACUGUAAAAAAGAAACUGAAAUCUGCAUCACUUGAAGCACUGCUUUGCUGAGCUAUAUCCUGAAAUGCACAGCAUCCUUCAGCAACUGAGUGAGAGGAUUCCUUAACAAACUCUACUGUUCUUUCCUGCCUCAAAACAAUUCCAUUGUUUGCAGAUUCUCUGUUUUCACACUGAUUAAAAUUGUGUGGUCAUUCUAAAACAGAGGAGUGGAGACUAAUGGUUGAAUAUAGUCUAAUUGACAUCUUAUCAACAAAGUUAAACAAAGUCAGGACUUUGGUCUAAUCAUCAGUCAGCAACGUACAGCCAACAGUUAAAACAGCAUUCACUCUAACAAGUACAGUUAUAUUAAUAGAAGCGAAAUUAGAGUCUUUUGAGCUUCAGUAUUAUGACACUGGGAUAGCAGCCUGCACUGGGACAGUGGCCAUUUGUACAGGUAUGGAAACAAAACUGAUCUACAUAGUUUUUAGUAGUUGCAGUGGAGUAAAUACUACUUUUACUCAGUGCUGAAUAAUAUAUCAUUUAUAGUUUGUGUACUAAUGUUUUUAAACUAACUCUGGCAUGUCGGGCGCAAUAAACUGCAAAGCCUUUAAAUACAGUUUACAAGGAUUCACAGUUCUUUCAAAGUGUCUUCUCGGAGAAAACCAUUUCUGCACCUUUACGUGUUUUAGUUUUUGUCACAGCUAAAAUCCUUGGAAUGUUCAGCCAGUUCUUCUUCGUCCUACAGUGAUUAGUUUGUUUCUCUCACACAUAUCUUUAGUUGACUUUGUCAUGGUGGUGAGGAGUAAGACUGACCUUUCAAUUGUUUUUAACUCACAGAUCGUGCCAUGGAUCAUGUGUUGAACAUCGCUGAUCAUUACUUCUUCACUCCAUACGUUUACCCGGCCUUGUGGCCUGAGGAUGAAGCUCUGCGCCAGAUUAUCAGCCUGUGGGUGGUGACCAAUCUGGGAGCACAGCUGAUUUACCUGGGCUUUGGUGCUCUUAACUUCUACUACGUGUUUGACCAUAAGCUCAUGAAACAUCCACAGUUUAUUAAGAACCAGGUAAGAAAAGAGAUACAACUAGGAACUGUCUCUAUCUUCUGGAUGAGCUUCCCCACAGUAGCCCUUUUCUUCUGGGAGGUCAGGGGACACAGCAAACUUUACGACAACAACAAAUCUUCCCUAGGCUGGCUGGGAGUGUUCCAGAGCAUUGCUGGUUUUUUGUUCUUUACUGACAUGUGCAUCUACUGGAUACACCGGGGCAUGCACCAUAAGAGCAUUUACAAGCACUUACAUAAGCAGCAUCACAUAUUCAAGAUCCCCACACCAUUUGCCAGCCAUGCCUUCCACCCACUUGACGGCUUCCUGCAGAGCUUACCCUACCACGUCUACCCAUUCAUCUUCCCCCUUCACAAGGUGGUCUACCUCUCACUCUUUAUCUUUGUCAACAUCUGGACCAUUUCCAUACAUGAUGGAGACUACCGCAUACCCAGCCCUCUGAUAUAUCUGAUCAACGGCGCUGCUCACCACGUAGACCAUCACCUCUACUUCAACUACAACUAUGGACAGUACUUCACGCUCUGGGAUCGCCUGGGGGGCUCCUACCGACACCCCUCAGUUCUUCUGGGGAAGGGGUCACAUGACCAUGUCCGCAAGCUCAUGGCAUAGGCCGCAGAGACAGUGAUGAUGGGAGCUGCAGCCAGGAUAUUCUUUUCUCAUUGCAACCUCUCAGGGAGGUUUCCAGAGAGGCCUGGAGCCAAGAGACUGUUGCUUCAGUUACACCAACAGCCAUCUAAGCAUAGAUCUGACAGCCACAGGAAGAGAUAA
This is a messenger RNA of Seriola dumerili (greater amberjack), 3510 nucleotides long. RefSeq names its product lathosterol oxidase-like. The transcript is spliced from 5 exons. NCBI's taxonomy places the organism in Eukaryota, Metazoa, Chordata, Actinopteri, Carangiformes, Carangidae. The record is from RefSeq and is a predicted model, not a curated record. Gene Ontology annotation, molecular function: oxidoreductase activity; iron ion binding.